AUGCGCAAGGGCAGCGGCAAUGGCAGGACUCCGUCCUUUGGCAGGUUCCAAGAUGAGUGUGGCUCGCCAUCCAGCUCAGGGCGCAGCAUCGAGCUGGCCAAAACCAGCUCAGAGGCUGUCUUCAUGGUCAAGGGCCGCCGCGUACGGGCCUGGCUGACCUCUUUCGGCAUCUCCAUCAUUCCAACAUCAACCCUGUGGUGGCAGCCUUGGGCUAAGCUGCGCUAUAUUCCUGAUGCCCUCCUGUUUGAGGAAGUGCUGUCUGCCUCCGCCCAGCAGCACAUCCCCUGCCCGUGUCAAUCCUCAAAGCAGCGGCAUUACCUCAUCAUCAGCACAUUCAAGCGCGGGCGGCGGAAGCGCUGUGAUUGGAAGCCCAUCCGCCUUGUGCUGAAGUCCUCAAAUGCGGAGCUGGUGCACGAGUGGGCGCUAAGGAUAGGGGAAGCGAUACGCAUGCAGCCGCAGCGGCCUAGCACCCUGCUGGUUCUUAUAAACCCCUUUGGCGGCGCCCGACGCGCGCACGCGGUGUGGACGCGCACAGCAUCACCCAUUCUCAGCAGCGCAGGCGUGAAGUGCACGACAGUUGAGACACAGAGGGAGGGCCACGCGCGCGAGGUGGUGCAGGCGCUCUCACUGGCAGAGCUGCAGAGCUACGAUGGCAUCCUUGCGGUGGGCGGAGAUGGGCUAUUCCAGGAAGUCCUGAACGGCCUUUUGAGUGUCAGGGGCGCGGGCGGAAAGGCAGGACAGGUGGCAGCGCACCUGCGCCUGGGCCACAUUCCUGCCGGCUCCACAGACGCCGUUGCUUUCUCGCUAAACGGCACUCGGUCGCAGGCCACUGCCGCCCUGCACAUCGCCCUCGGAGACAGGCGCGCACUCCACUGCUGGCUUGUGCAGCACGCCUUUGAGACGGGUGGUCAAUUCACUGUUGUGCAGGAGCUGACGCAGCUGGACGUGAUGCGGAUAGAUAUGGGCAGCGGGGGACACAGGUACGCAGUCUGCGUGGCCUCCUACGGCUACAUGGGCGAUCUCAUGCGCCUUUCCGAGCGGCUACGGUUUCUGGGUCCUGCCCGUUACGGCCUUGCCGGCGCCAUCACCCUUCUGCGCGGCCGCGCCUACGAUGCAGAGGUGGCGUUCCUGCCGAGCGACCCGGUGCCGGAGAGAACGCGGCAGGAGUGCAGGGCUGAGUGCGAGGUGUGCAGCCCGGGCUCCCCCACGCGCGCCGUCGGCCAGCAGGCGCCAUUCAUGACCAGCAGCCACCGCGCUCUCGAUGAGGCCGGCUGGGUCAAACGCCAGGGGCGAUACAAGAGCAUCAUGGCGGUGGUGACGGCGUGCCGAAGUGACAUGAGCACAAAAGGCCUCGCCCCCGAAGCGCAUCUGUCUGAUGGCCGACUGCAGCUGGUUCUUGUUCGCGACACAUCCCGGUUUCAGUACCUCCGCUUCUUGGCCUCGAUCCCACGCUGCGGAGUCCGCCCAGAGAAAUUCUCCUUUGUGGAAGUGCUGGACUGCACAGCGGUUGCUCUGACACCGAGCGGCGCCGAGUCCUGCUGGAACGUGGACGGAGAACUGCUGCCAGACAACCGAAUUGCAGCUUGCGUGCAUCGGGGUCUCGUGGAUGUGUUUGCGCGCGGUAUUGAGUGA
Messenger RNA from Coccomyxa subellipsoidea C-169, 1632 nucleotides. RefSeq lists its product as hypothetical. Lineage: Eukaryota; Viridiplantae; Chlorophyta; Trebouxiophyceae; Coccomyxaceae. The record is from RefSeq and is a predicted model, not a curated record. Gene Ontology annotation, molecular function: kinase activity. Bases 1 to 1632 code for a protein of 543 amino acids. The transcript is spliced from 12 exons.